AUGAAAAGCGACUCGCCCAAGAGUCUCGAGGCCGGGGAUCGUCCCGGGUCCCCGUGUGACGACCCAAAAGCCAUGCAGGGAGAGAUCAUAAGUCAUAAUUCAAAGACCCAGCGAGGUUUGAGCUCGCGCCAUGUUCAAUUCUUGGCUCUGGGUGGUUGUAUCGGUACUGGUCUUUUUGUCGGCAGUGGCGCAUCGCUCUCGACGGUUGGACCUGCUCCUUUGCUCAUGGGUUAUAUUGUCAUGUCAAGCAUUGUUUACUUUGUCAUGAACAUGCUUGGUGAAAUGACCACCUAUCUCCCCGUCCAGGGUGUGUCUACGCCUUAUUUGAUCACUCGGUUUACGGAGCCCAGUCUUGGAUUCGCUAUUGUUGUCCUCCUUCUAAACAUUGUCGCGGUCUCUUGGUAUGGCGAAGCUGAAUUCUGGUUCGCAUCACUCAAGAUCAUUGCGAUCCUCGGUCUGAUCAUCUUGGGUGUCAUUCUUUUCUUCGGGGGAGGUCCUAACCAUGACCGUCUCGGCUUCCGAUACUGGAAAUCGCCAGGCGCAUUUGUGGAGCCCUACUUGGUUCCAAACAUAAACACAGGCCGUUUUCUAGCCUUCUGGACCGCUAUGAUCAAGUGCGGAUUCUCCUUUAUCUUCUCUCCAGAGCUGAUCACUGCUGCUGCCGGUGAAGCUGAGUCGCCACGCCGCAACAUUCCCAAGGCGUCAAAGCGGUUUAUCUAUCGUCUGUUCGCAUUUUAUGUCUUGGGUAGCUUGGUCAUUGGUGUGACGGUCGCAUACAACGACAAGAACCUCCUGCAGGGUGUUGCGAGCGGUAGUUCUGGUGCUGGCGCCAGUCCAUUCGUUGUCGGCAUCCAAAAUGCUGGUAUUGCUGGAUUGAACCACGUUAUCAAUGCUGCUAUUCUCACCUCUGCCUUCUCCUCGGGCAACUCAUGGCUCUUUGCUGGGUCUCGCACACUUUACUCGCUCGCCGGUGAAGGCCAGGCUCCAGCAUUUUUCCUUCGCUGCAACAAAAACGGUGUCCCUUACAAUGCUGUCCUGGUAACUUGGGCAAUUGGUCUACUCUCAUUCUUGAAUCUGUCUAACUCGGGUUCAACUGUGUUUUAUUGGUUUACCAACAUUACAACAAUCGGUGGCUUCCUCGCUUGGGUCAUCGUGGCAGUGGCAUACCUGCGUUUUCGCAGCGCUUUGGACUUCCACGGGUUACUCAAGUCGCGGCCCUUCAUUACCCCCUUCCAGCCUUAUGGUGCUUACUAUGUUAUGGUCUUUGUAUCACUACUGGCUAUAACCAACGGCUACACGAUAUUCUUCCCAGGAAAAUUUACCGCAUCUGAUUUUCUGGUUUCCUACAUUGUCUUCGUGAUCUUCUUCGUGCUGUACCUCGGUCACAAGUUCCAUUACAAGACGCCAUGGAUGGUCAAGGUGUCGGAGCUUGACAUUUUCAGCGGUAAAGAUGAGAUUGACAGACUUGAAGAAGAGGAGAUCAAGCCGCAGCCACGCAACUGGCUUGAGCGAGUAUGGUGGUGGAUUGCAUAG
This is a messenger RNA of Penicillium digitatum Pd1, 1533 nucleotides long. The record is from RefSeq and is a predicted model, not a curated record. Lineage: Eukaryota; Fungi; Ascomycota; Eurotiomycetes; Eurotiales; Aspergillaceae.